Messenger RNA from Spathaspora passalidarum NRRL Y-27907, 711 nucleotides. RefSeq lists its product as uncharacterized. Gene Ontology annotation, biological process: vesicle-mediated transport. Bases 1 to 711 code for a protein of 236 amino acids. Gene Ontology annotation, molecular function: small GTPase binding. The transcript has a single exon. NCBI's taxonomy places the organism in Eukaryota, Fungi, Ascomycota, Pichiomycetes, Serinales, Debaryomycetaceae. Gene Ontology annotation, cellular component: Golgi apparatus. The record is from RefSeq and is a predicted model, not a curated record.
AUGUUUCAAAUUAAUUUUUACAGACCAUACUUUGACUUAGAUAGUGAUAUGUUUUUUUACAAAAUUCAAAGAGCAUUAAACCCGUUUGCUACGUCAUUCGGAGAACCAAAUGAAGAAGAGAAUCUGAACCAACCAGCAGAAUUGUAUGGAUUCUUUUGGAUCACAGGAACAUUAAUCUUUUUGAUGUUUGUAAGUUCCACAGGUUCAAAUCUACUUGCACAAUGGUUAUAUGGAGACGCAUCGAAAAAGAAAUACGAGUAUAGCUUUGAUUUACUAACUAAAUCAAUUUCGUUAUUCUACGGAUACAAUAUUAUUGCCCCUGGGUUGUUAUAUUUAAUAACCACCUUUUUUUAUAAAUUUCCGUAUGGACUUUCAUUAAGUAAAGUUAUCUCAAUUUACGGGUACACCAAUGUUUUGUGGUUUCCAAUUACCAUAGUCAAUGUUCUCAUUGUUGUAUUGAUAAAUAAUCAGAAUCACCAUUUAAUGUUGAAUCUUUUUGAAUGGAUAAUCGUGGUUAUAAGCGGAAUAGUUACUGGAUUGAGUAAUUUAGCCAAGUUAACUCCGAUCAUAAAGAAGAAUAGUUUGAUCAUUCAUGAAGGUGAUUCUUCAGGUGCAAACAGGUUGUAUUAUACUAUUGUUGGAGCAUUGGCUGUGGCACAUUUGUUAUUUACUGUAUUGGUUAAAAUUAGUUUCUUUGGUAUUAAAGUAUAA